AUGUUUCAAUACUUUCAAAACAAAAUCUGGUCACCUCAAACCUCCCCCAAACUUCAACCUGAGGACGCACCAAUAGAUGUCUAUCAGGACGAAAGCGACAUACCAUAUCUUGCCGAGGUGGACCAAGGCGGAACGGUGUAUCGCGCAAUGCCCGUAGAUCCGUACACACAGGAUGAACAACUUCCAAAGGAGGUGCAAUUUAAUCUGGACGGUGAAAAUCAAGAUAAAGUCGUAUUGGUACCGGGUGGCAAAACUUGGACCAUAGUGGAUUAUUGGAGCGAUGUCAGGGACGUGAUCGAAGAUCCUCUUGUCGUUAGUCCCAGUUCAUUUGGUUCUGUCCACGAUCGUGCAGUGGAAAUUUUUUACCAAAUCAAGGGUGGUCAGGUGGACUACGGAUCCGACCAUUCUCAUCAAUUUGGUCAUAAGCAGCUGGGCGUCACAUAUGAGGGUUUAAUUCCGGACUGGAGUCCUGAAAAUCCGAUAGUCCUGAUCGGCAAGGGAUAUGGUGCAACGACGAUUCUUCAUCUCCAACAUCUCCUCUCGACAAACUUCUUCGGUCAACAGACCUCCGGUAAAAUGAUCAAAGGUGUGAUCUGCCUAUCGGCUCCCCAUCGUGGUUCCACACUUCCAUACUACCUCGGCUUUGAAUCCGGUUCAAAACGCAUCGUCCAUCCACUAUCACUUCUUCAAUUAUUAUUGUCGCUCAUUCACCUCAUCUGCUAUUUUGCGUGCCUCUCGCGGCUAUUCGAUUUCCAAUUGAGGGAUCAAUGGAACCUUUCAUCCAAGUCCGAGGGCGGUGAACAAUCAUUGUGGAGUGCCAUAACAGCUCGUAGUAAGUUCUCUCGUCUCGGAGAUAAUUUCCUGUUAGAUUGGUCGGCGGAGGGAGCUCGAAAACGAUACGCCGGCGACGUUAGGCAUCAGUUGGACGGUCAUUGCUUCUACAUCAAUUACAUAACAACAGGAUAUUCAUGGAUAUCAAGAAUAACGGGUCACUACUGGCCAAGAUUGUCAUGGGAAAACUUAUCAACCGCUUUUCUCUCCGCCCGUCUUGGUCAACUGAAACUGGAUGAACAAGUCCUGCGAACCUCCUCAUCAAAUUUCUGGCAGAACGACGGUGUCCUACCUGUUUACAGUCAACUUCCCCCCCCUCAUCAACAUGUGCUCAUGAACAUUUCGCUAGAUGAUGAAACCUACGAUCCCGUGAAACGUGAACUCCAGCCCGGGGUUUGGUACAAUGUUUACGUCGAGGACCGAAAGAAAACCCUUCUGUUCAACAACGAUCCAUUUUUAACCUCCCUCCCUUUGAUCGAGGAUAUAUUAAAAUUGUCUUGCGUUAAGAGGGUAAACGAAUUCCUUUCUGCAAACACCGAAAAUUUUGAAUAUUAUUACAUCCGUGGCGUUGAAACUUCGGAACGUUUGAUGAUGAUGAUAAUGAACAAAUUAUUUGUCCAUGGGGCAGGGGACAUCAACAAGCACCUAGCGGAGAUGACAUAUUUCUCAUCGAAAUCCGCAUCGCCAUCAUCGUCAUCAUAUAUUUCCCAACGUGUUGUUAAACGAUCGAGCGACAAGGCAGGCCUGGAGUGGAUUAACAAGAUCGAAACCAUUGAACUAAUGAACAGCCCGACGAGAUUAAUCUACUGGAUGAAUCAGAUGCAAAAGAUGCGGACAAACUCGGAGGAUGCUGAUGUCGACGAGAAGAAUGGUGGAACUUUAUUCUCGUCGUCGUCGACCAUGCAAGGUUCCAUGUUCUUACAUAGCCGACGUAAAAUGACCACCGAUGAUUAUAAGGCUACAAUGAUUCCUACAGAAAAAAGAUAUAUAAGUUGA
This is a messenger RNA of Acaulospora colombiana, 1827 nucleotides long. NCBI's taxonomy places the organism in Eukaryota, Fungi, Glomeromycota, Glomeromycetes, Diversisporales, Acaulosporaceae. The record is from the annotation of a GenBank genome assembly.